CGUUUAUAAUGAUAAGUCUUUUGAUCUUGUGGCUGCUUUAUAUGAUAAUGCAAAAAAAAAAUAGAAUGUCAAUUAGGACGUGUAAAGAAAUUUGACAGCCUAGCGGGAAUCUGCACCACCAUUACCACAGGAUUGGAGUGUUAAAGCAGACGCAAAUAGGGGAACACUGGUCAAAAAGCAGACAGCGGGAUGAAUGCCAAAAUAUUUUUAUUUUUAUGCCAUCAGCUGUUCGAUAUUUUGCGUUUAUCACAAAAUCCUCUAUUUCAACUGAAAUAAAAAUAAAUUAAUGGAUAUGGUGGACUGUGAGCGAGGAAACAGAGAAAAUGGUGAAGAUGUGACUACUAUUUAUGAUUUAAAUGACGAUUGUCUGGAAUGCAUAUUCGAACGUAUCCAAGAUUUACCCACUCAAAUACAAAUAUCCAAAUGUUGUCAACGUUUUCAAUCUGUCAUACAAAAUCUUUGGAAAAGACAAUCGCAUCACAGAGUCUUGGCCUUCAAUAUGUUGCCCACAAUAUUGCAAAAUUACGACGAUUUUGGCCAUUACCUCAGAGCUUUGCGUACCGAAUUCGACACUCUCUUGAUUAUCGAUGACUGUUUAAAUGUAUUUCUAAAAGAAAUGGAGGAAUGCGGCAUCGAAAGUCUACCUGCGGUGGAAAAAUGCGAAUUCCAUGAUGAUGUUACGGAAUGCUAUCCAAACGAUGAUGACAUUGAGUCAUUAAGCAGACUAGUGCCUAAUCUGAAAUACCUCCAAAUAACUGUACCAAUAUCGGGGAGAAAUUUAACAAAGUUUCAUAACUUGGAAGAGCUUCAUUUGUACGAUGAACAAACUAAAUCAAUUGAAAUGGAUGAAAAUGCAUUUAGAGAUGUUCUCUUAAAUCUAAAGAAUCUGCGUGUACUGGACAUAAGAAAUUAUGAGUGCAGUCAAUUGAAAUUGAGCUCAGCUAUUUUAAAAUGUACAAAAUUGGAGGUGUUAAAAUUGAAUUUAAACACCUUAAAACCAGGCCUCGAUUAUGUUCUAAAAAUGCCGCAUCUUAAACAGCUAAAAGUGCUGCUGGAUCAGGAAAUUGAUGUGUCCCAAAUAGAGAAUGUGGACACCCAUGAUUAUAUGAUUUACGAGACCGAGGAAUAUUAUCAUAUACUGCGCGAGAAGGGAAGUCAUAUUCUGGGUUUAGCUGUUGAUUUUCACUUCUUACCCGUAAGCUCUACAUGGUUUAAAGAUUUUCGUCUUCUUAAUCCAGAAAAUUUAAGACUUUUGGCGUUGUCUAAUUACGAAUUUACUGCCGAUGAAUAUGAAAACUGUUGUUUUCCUCACUUAGAAAUGUUGUGUCUUAGACACUCGGAAAAAUUACACGCCGUUACGGUUCUUGAAAUGUUGCACCUUUGUCCAGUUCUUAAACAUCUAGAUCUGUGUUAUUGCCUCAACUUGGACAAGUCCCUUCUAAAUGGUUUGACUAUAUUCUUGCAAAAUCAAAAAAGGUCGCAUGCCUUAUGUGUAUACUACAGAAUGUCAGGUUUGGAAAAAGAAAUUGAAGAGAAUUCAACAUUUUGGACUUCUCAAAAAUAUUUGAAACUGCUCAACGACAUUCCACCGGACUCCGAUAUUGGGUUAAGCUAUGUGCAGCGAGGUUUUGCUUUCUAUUUUUGAAUUUUAAUCGCUCAAUUAAGUAUAAUAAUGACCAAAAGGUACCAAUAAAAACGGUAUACGGAAUGAAUGUA
Stomoxys calcitrans (stable fly) is the source of this 1716-nucleotide messenger RNA. RefSeq lists its product as uncharacterized. NCBI's taxonomy places the organism in Eukaryota, Metazoa, Arthropoda, Insecta, Diptera, Muscidae. Bases 287 to 1645 code for a protein of 452 amino acids. The record is from RefSeq and is a predicted model, not a curated record. The transcript has 4 exons.